This is a messenger RNA of Patiria miniata (bat star), 1418 nucleotides long. Its product is annotated as NADH dehydrogenase [ubiquinone] iron-sulfur protein 5-like. The coding region runs from base 112 to 399 and encodes 95 amino acids. NCBI's taxonomy places the organism in Eukaryota, Metazoa, Echinodermata, Asteroidea, Valvatida, Asterinidae. The transcript is spliced from 3 exons. The record is from RefSeq and is a predicted model, not a curated record.
CCUGAAAUUUUCUGUUUGGUGGGCUGGUGGGGGCGCCACGCACGGCGUAUAAUUAAUUCUUCGCAACCGGCCGCGGAUCCACACAGGGUUGGUGAGGGUAAAGGAACAGCCAUGCCAUUCCUUCAUGUCCAAGACUGGGAUAAGCAGUUCAUUGGCCUACAGUAUCCAGAAUCACCUGUCUUAGAGAAACCAAGAUGUGCUGAUCUUGAAUUAGACUGGCUGCGGUGUGCUGAUGGCCUGGGCUGGAAACGAGCAAAGAAAGAGUGCAAGGUCGAGAUGGAAGACUUCUGGGAGUGUGCUCAGGGUACUAAGAAGAUGGCAAGAUACCACACAAUCUUAAAGGAAAGGAAAAAGCAGAUGGCAGAAGGCAAAUAUACUCCACCACCUGAGCAUCAGUAGAAAUGGUUCAGCACUUUAAGUUUUGAGCAAUGUUUAUACUACUUUUCGAAUAUAUGUAAGAUACAUUCAGAGUAGAUUUACAAGUUUACUUACUGAGCGUAUAUUCACUGACCUUUUAUGUCAGCACAAGUUAGCCAACUUCAAGGUCUUCACAAUCAAAGUCUUCACUGAUUACUGUAUCUUGUCUGCCUGAUCGUGUGGCAGGUGCCGGUUUGUAAAAUGAAUGAUGGCCAAUGGCAUUAUUUGGUCGUUAUUUGCUGCAUAUACAUAAAGGAAGCCAAAUGUUACAUUUUUAUGGCAUGCAUGGAUAGGAUUUGGCCCUGCAGUCUUAGGUUUGAGCCAUUCAUGUAGACUGGGAUGGUUGGUUGGCUUUCCUGGCUUGUCUUACUGGUUCACGUUUUGGCAGAUUUUUGAACAACCUCAAUCUCUUCUUAAUACCAAAUAUUACAAUAUGUUUAUUGUACAUGUAGGUCAGGAAUUCGUUAUCGGUCCACAUGAACAUCUUCAGCUGUGUUUUGGUUAUAAUAAGAAUUAAAAGUGGUUCCCAAAAGUGGUUUUAUAUGCUUAUACAGUACAUAUGUAUACCCCUUAUCCCUUGCACAUUUUAAUCACACCAGAUGGUUAUACAUCAGUGUUGUGUUGUGAUUAAACACAUGUAGAUGUAGAUUUUUAAAUUUAAAUCCGCAAACCCCAACAAGGAUACACUUGCACACCAAAUACCUGUUUAAAAAUCCAAAUAGCCUCACAAGAUUUAUGCCAAAGAUUUACAUACCAGUAACGUUUGUUGGUUUCUCUGUUUCAUGUGAUUACAAUACCCCUAGAAAUGUACCAGUAAACAAUGAAUCGAAAACACAUUUGAUCAAUAUUUGGUUUAUUCUGCAGUUGAUUUCGUCACUUGCUGUGUUUUGAAUGUUUCUGUAUUGACCCAGCAUUUCCAACAUGAUUCACGUUAGGCUGGUCUGCAUAAAAUCAAAUCAAAUCAAAUAAAACAAUGUAGUGAAACAGAUGUUAUACUACCA